AUGACUAGUACGAUAUCUUGCAAAGCAUGUAAUUUUGGACAGAAAUAUAUUGAGGCGGAUUGUUUGCUGUCAGAUCAAGAACUGAAACGGUUGCGAGAACACAAGUAUUCGGCAGUGGACAACAGUUGGUUAGAUGAGUUGUGUAUGAAAAGAUGGUGGGAAUUUGUGAUCACAUUGUGUCCGAUGUGGAUCGCUCCAAAUUUAAUCACAUGGAUUGGUCUCGUUAUUAACCUCAUCACAGUUCUUAUUUUAUCAUCGUUCAGUUAUUCUGCAACAGAGCCGGCACCAUCAUGGGCAUACCUUCAAGCUGCGUUGGGAUUGUUUUUCUAUCAGACAUUGGAUGCUAUUGAUGGUAAACAAGCCAGACGGACUGGGUCGAGUUCUCCUCUCGGUGAAUUGUUCGAUCAUGGAUGUGAUAGUAUGACUCAAGUUUUCGUCACACUGAACAUUUGCUAUGCAAUGUCGCUUGGAACCGUUCCAUAUGGAGUGCUCAUUGUAUCUGUUAUCUCUGUUGUUAUGUUUUACUGUGCCCAUUGGUCAACUUAUUGCACUGGACAGUUGCGAUUCUCCAAGUUCGAUGUGACCGAGGCUCAAAUGUCCGUUAUCAGUGUUUUGCUGUUCACAGCCUUGUUCGGAAACGGUGUAUGGGAAACUCAUAUCGCGUUCGGGUACACAUUGAAAUAUUUUGUCAUCUCAUCUUCAUUCUUGGUCUCACUCUACCAAAUCUGGGGUUAUGUCCAUGUUAUCUUCAGCGGAGGAGUUGGUAAAAACGGAUCUACAAUUGCUGGCACUUCUGUGAUCUUCCCACUUUUUCCACUUCUGAUGGUUGUCGUCCCCUUCAUCAUGAUCUACAACAAAACCGACUCCACCGUAUUCGUCGAUCACAUUACUCUGUUUUCGCUGUGUUUUGGAGCUGUCGGAGCCAAGGCAACCAACCGAUUGGUGAUUGCUCAUAUGUCAAAAUCUGAGCUCAGACUCUGGGAUUGGAUCUAUGUUGGACCACUUGCUCUGAUGCUUAAUCAAUACUACAAUUAUGUUUUCGAUGAAUACAUCUUGCUGUGGAUUGCUACGAUCUAUUGCUAUGCCUCUCUUUUCAUCUACUGCACUGUUGUGUGCAGACAGUUUUGUGAUUUCUUGAAUAUCUACAUAUUUGUUCUUGGACCAAGAAACUCAAAAUCGCAAUGA
Molecule: messenger RNA, 1185 nt
Organism: Caenorhabditis briggsae
Lineage: Eukaryota; Metazoa; Nematoda; Chromadorea; Rhabditida; Rhabditidae
Gene: Cbr-cept-1
Product: Protein CBR-CEPT-1
Exons: 9
Coding region: 1-1185 (394 amino acids)
Biological process (GO): phosphatidylethanolamine biosynthetic process
Cellular component (GO): Golgi apparatus; endoplasmic reticulum membrane
Molecular function (GO): diacylglycerol cholinephosphotransferase activity; ethanolaminephosphotransferase activity
Source: RefSeq, a predicted model, not a curated record